CUGUCACGUCGUUGGAUGGGAAAUAUAUAAAUUGCACAAACGAAAGCAUGCCCUUUUGAUUUGAUUAAAAAUAUAUCGCCAUCGCCACAUUUCAAAAAUAUUAUUAUCUUUGAUAUUUAUGUAUUUUGAAUGUGUUUUUGUGUUUUGCUUCUCACGACCAUGGGAGUAUAUUACCUUAUUUGGUAUUCCCUAAAUAGAGAACACUACCCAGACUAGCUGCACUUCACAGAGAAUUACUAGUAGAUGGUGAAAUAACUUCUUGGACGCUGAUGUGGGUUCGUGGAGCUUUGCGAAUGCUUAUAUAAUUAGUGCGUGCAUUCAUUGCAUCGGUUUGGUGGGACCCUGCAUUGUAACGUUCAUGUACACUGUGAAAAUCUGUUGGAGCAGCAUGUCAGUGGAGAAUGUUGCAGCAGCACCUCCUCCUCCUCCACCUCCACCUCCUUCACUGGCUCGCUCAGUGUCCAGCAAGAAGAAGCUUUACCAGGCUUUAGCAGAGGGAAGGGCCCCUGUGGAAGGGGACCAGGAAGAGGCCAGAAUUAUUCUAGGACAGAGAGAAAGCAGUUUUAGGAAGGAUCUGCAGUGGUUGCUGUUCAAUAAGUAUGUGCCUUCACUUAUUCAAGAUGGUCCACAAUGUGGUCUUGUGGCCUUAUGGAUGGCGACUCAUCUUCUGCAGCCUCCUAAGACGGUGGUGCUGGAGACACUGGUCCAGAUGGCAAAAGACAACGGCUACACUGAACAAGGGGAAAUGUUUUCUGCUAGUGAUAUGGCCAAGCUGGCAGAGGAAGUGUGUGGCUGCAGAGUUCAGAGGUUAUCAGGAGGCAUGAUGGGAGAAAACACUGCUGUCAUUCUUAAACACCUCGCUGGCGGGCAGCCUGUUCUUGUACCAUAUGAUGAGGAUUUUCAUCAUGAGCCCUGUUUACGCAAUGGCCACAAAGCCCACUGGGCAGUCAUCUCAGGUAUAUUAUUAGGUUUAAGACGGGGGUGCGUGGACAGCGAACACUUCCCCCCUGACGUCACACUUCCCUGGCUGCAUCUCUCUCGGAAUGAGGCUUCUGUCUCUUGGCCGACCGAUGACAUUAAAGAGGUGUUUGUUCUGGCUAAGCAGGGGAAGAGUUUACGUUACCAGCUGUGGAAGUUUGAGCUGGUAACACAGAGCAACUGUCAACUCAAGGAGAUGGACCCUCAGAGAGCCAGCGAUGGGACGCGUUACGUGCUUCCUCCUGGCGGCAUACAGGAUGGUCUGGCAGGACAAGCACUGCUGCUCCACACCAACACACAGAUGAGCUGAUCAAGAACAGCCAAGACUCUUCUACAGGAGCUGGUUGCACACCUGUAUUUUCAGUCCUCAUCCACUAGGCGUCGUUAUAGUUCGAGUGUUUCUAAAUGUUCUGUAAACCUAAGAGACUGAUGCAGAAUAAGGUAAUUAUACUGCAUAGGAUAUUAGGAUUUCACAAUGAAGAAUGGUUACAGAGAUAGAUUCUUAUUUGUAGUUUGGUUUGAAAUCUAUUUCACAAGCUUUUGAAACAAAAGUGGUUUUAAAGAAUAAACUGCUAGAUUUUCUCA
Molecule: messenger RNA, 1563 nt
Organism: Sinocyclocheilus grahami
Lineage: Eukaryota; Metazoa; Chordata; Actinopteri; Cypriniformes; Cyprinidae
Gene: actmap
Product: actin maturation protease
Exons: 7
Coding region: 359-1288 (309 amino acids)
Source: RefSeq, a predicted model, not a curated record